This is a messenger RNA of Conger conger (European conger), 13773 nucleotides long. RefSeq names its product glucosylceramide transporter ABCA12-like. Gene Ontology annotation, biological process: transmembrane transport; lipid transport. Gene Ontology annotation, molecular function: ATP hydrolysis activity; ATP binding; ABC-type transporter activity. The record is from RefSeq and is a predicted model, not a curated record. The coding region runs from base 156 to 12896 and encodes 4246 amino acids. Gene Ontology annotation, cellular component: membrane; intracellular membrane-bounded organelle. NCBI's taxonomy places the organism in Eukaryota, Metazoa, Chordata, Actinopteri, Anguilliformes, Congridae. The transcript has 56 exons.
CUCUGAGGGGGGCGCUGGCCGGCAACGUGACCGCUGACGUCACCGUUCCCACGCUGCUGUCGGACUGGCGCCGUCUGUCCGCGACCGCCCAGCGCUUCGGGCAGUUCCUGACGGAGUGCUCCCGCACUCUGGGCGAGGGCGACGGGGCGUCCUGGAUGCCCCGCCCCGGCAAAGGCGCGGUCGACUGGCUUGGAAUUAUCAAGGGGAGGGGCCUGGAUGCGUUUUUUCAAGCGGGAUCACAGCUGGAGAAGUGUUCUGCGUGGGCUGACAUGGAACCAUACUUCCAUGUGGCCUAUUGGAUCAUGAACUUCCAACCCAACAUCACGGCACCUCCAAACUGCACUGUUGACCAGGAUACUAUGGUCCUCCUCUGUCACACCGGAUUCACCUGGGAAGGAUUUGUCCCACUGGCCACUUCUCUGAUGCAGGACUUCUCCAAGCCAAACACAUUGGCGAGGUUGGUUCAGGGCUCACUUGCCUUUCUACGAGGUGUAUAUGGGCAGUUUGCCGUUGAAAAAGCGAUGAACCAGCUCAGCUCCCCUGACCUACUGCCUGGAGACGGAACCAUUCAGAGCCGCCUGGGUCAUCUCAUCCAGAUCUUGGACGGAAACCUCAAACUGCUCUCGAGCAUCUCACCCCAGGAGCAAUUUGACAGCCAGGUCUUACAGCCUCUGCUUCAGGGAGCAGUCGGGGCCCUGGGCCUGAAGCCUCUGGAGGCACUGUGGAUGCAAGGCCAUCUCAAUGCCUCUGACAUAAUUGGUGCCGUAAUACUGACAGCUCAAAACAACCAGCAACUUUUGUCUUUUUUUGACUUUCCUGUGAACAUGACAGAUCCGUCCGUGGCCGAAUUGGAGGCCCUGGUCUUCAAGUGGCUGUCUGUUGGACUGGAGGAGGGAAAUUUGUCCCUCCCCCUGUCCCUCAGCAUGGCCGACGUCCUGCUCUCCUACACUGCUUCUCUGAACUCCACGGACCUGGACUACAUCAAGUCUCUCUGUCCCCUAACCAACCAGAGUGUAUCUGAGGUGGUCAUGCAAGCCAUACAGGUACUAAAGCAGGUGAUGGAGGAACCAGGAGACCCCUCCGUGGUAAUUCUAGGGUACCUGAAGCAGAUGCAAGACUUCUUGAUCUCUGCCAUGCAGUUGCAUAACUACACACAGCUUCUCGGGGAAAGCCACAUGGCCCCAACACAGAUUGAUGACCUUCUUCCAGGAUUCCUGGAGACCAUCCAGCUCCUACAGGGCUUCAACAUGACAGGUGAUUCCACAGACUUGGAUGCCAUCCUGAGACACCUGAGUGGCCUCCUCCCUCCAGAGCUCCACCCAGUGAUGAACCAAACCCAAGUUCUGAUUGGACGACUAUCUGCCUGCACCACCUCUUGGUUGGAUUGCCCUGCCAAAGUCUCCCAUGCCUUUGAAGUCCUACCUCAGGCUGCAGAAUUUAUGCAGCAGACAACCAAUGGGAGUGCUAUCUUCCAGUUGCCCCCUGGAUAUAACUUCUCUAGUCAAGAAGACCUGCCCUUUUCUACAGCUGUGGAUCUGCUGUCCUUGUUGCUGUGGUCAAACGGCACCAACACAUCCUGGCCUCUAGGGUCCAAACAGAACACUUGCACCAAGGCUAUACACUUUCUCCAGCUGGUCUUAUCCACGCCCAAUGUCAGCCUAGACUCCUUGCAGGAAGCUCUCCGUGCCUCCAACCUCACCCUUGGGGAGCUGGAUAUGAUCGCCACGGCGGUAGGGACUUAUAAUGUAUCUGCUUUGCUGGAAGGCCUCAUGGGCAUCAUGGAAGUUCAGCAGUGCUUCCAAAUCCAUCCCCAGGACGUGUCCAUGAAUGGAGGAAACCCAAAACCGACAGAUCCCAAAUGCAUUGUAGAGCUUGUUAUGAAGACAACGGGGUUCCUUCAAGGCCUCAACAUGCCCAAGGAAGGCCAGGGGGAGUACAUGGCUCUGCAAACCUUGAUCCAGUUCUGGGCCUCUGAGUCAAUGGAGGAAGAGGGCCUUGGAAUGAUUUUACAGGCUGGAGAUGACCCAUGGGCCACAUCCAUAAAGGCUUCAACUAGCCUUCUGGGAAAUAUCCAAGAGAACCUACGUGAACUCUUCCCACAAUCCUGGCCACUGAUCAACAGUGAAAUCCAGUUGCUGAAGGGCCUACUUCAUCUUGCCAAUCAGAAGUUCCCAUACUCCACUAACUACCAGAUGGACCACCAAGUAGCCACCCUAGAAAUCAUGCGGUGGUACCUGACGAAGUUGCAGAAUGUGACACAGGGCAACAAUGCCUCCAUGCUCAUUUACCCCAUGAUCAGGAUGGCUGAGAUGCAGCUGGCAGAACAGGUGGCCCAGAAUGAGUUCCAGAUUUUCAUAGCAAAGGCGACUGAGGACCUGAUCCGGUCAGUGCAGUUCCCCUUGAAUGAGACAGACUUCAACAAAAUCGAUCACUAUAUCAUUCGUGUGAUCCAGGCUGAGCUAAGUCUCUUGAAGAAAAACCUUGAACUACAGAAGGAGUACAUUGCGGAUGACGACGGACAGGAGAUCCUGGAAGUGAUUGAUGCUCAAGCUACGAAGUAUGCAAAGAUCUUUUCUCAUUGGCUGAGGGACACCCACCUGAGCUCUGUCAUUGGCAGCAUCAUCCAAUGGGAUGCAGGCCCUCUGAACAGCACCACCCCAGGGCCGAAUAUUAGCCGGCUGUUUGACGCUUUCACGCCCUUCCUUUCAGGGGAGGAGCAGGCUGUCUUUGCACUUGUGGGUCGUGUCUCGCAGUUGCUGGAGCGCGCUACGCUAGCGGCAAAUGAGGAGGACUUUUUGGAAGCCAUUUCGGAUGCAGUGACGAUUAUCCUAAGGAACGUCAGUAAACUUCCAGACUCUCUCACCUCGAGUUCUCUGCAGAUCUUCUUGGGGUCUCUCCAGCUGAUUUUCAAUCCCGACUUGGACACUAUGCAUGCUGGUCAGCUCAUAUCGAAUGUCUACUGGCAUGCUGACGCCCUGAUCCAGGCUGUCGCCCCCCCCAGAGUCUCCUCUGUCCUUCUGCUGAUGAGUCGGUAUGCCGCCAAGUUGACUCUGGGGCAGAGCUGGAACGAAAUUUUCAGUAUCAUGCGGGACCUAAAACUGCCACAGAACACAAGUGCUGGCGCCUAUCUGUCUUCGAUCAUGAACAUCACACAACUCUUCUUCGGUCCCAGCCAAGAGGGCAACGGCACCCUAUGGGAGAGUUUGCAGGACGUUGACAUGGGAAACCCUGCUGAAGUCAAUCACAAGGCCCAGGAGGUCCUGAUGUCCCUGUCCCACCUCAUUCCUGGGGGGCAGGAAUGGGGCACUGUCCUGCAGUCCCUGAAUGACGUGCUGCCUGUCCUGCUGGAGGUCUUAACUGAGGAGGCAGACCAGCUCACCUGGCAGAGGGCAGAGAGGAUGCUGGGAAAUCUUCUCUCAGCCAUUGAAGGCACCCCGGCCGGGGAGACCCUGCCCACUGCCCUCACGGCCGUAAAGGAGGCGAUCGCAGGCAUGGCUCACAGCCUCAGGGCCGAGACAGAUCUUAUCCACAGCCUACAGAAGCCAUUAUCGCUCCUGAUGUGGGAUAUCGUGCAUGCUGUGAACUCUAGUGACGCAGACAUCACCAGCGUCUUUGACCUCAUACCUGAAUCUGUCCUACACACCAUGACAGUCAUCCGACAAGCUGAGGAGACGGGCCAGGCCUUUGAGUGCCCGGACGUGUUGAAAGCCUGGGCAGCGGUUGCUGACGCGGCUGGGAUCAGUGAGGCCAGCCUGGGCGUGUGGUGUAAUGCCAGCCUGCUCCCGGCCGUGGACCUCUACAUGUCCCACCCUGGAGGGUCUAUGCAGCCAAACGUCACGGGGGCCGGGAUGAACGUCAGUGCCGUUAUGGUCGUGGCUGAGCUGCGGGCCCUGUACUGGGCCAUGGAGGACCGGUCGCUCACCAUGGAGGCCUUCUGCAACGAAAUCUCCGGUCACUUCAUCCUGCUCGAAAGUAUCCUGCAAAAGGAUCAACCCAAAAUGGACGACUGGCUGAACCAAGUCCUCAGUGAGCAGCUGUCCCAGAGUGCGACGGCUUUCCCAGAGUCUAUCCUGCCCCUGUUGGCUGCCUGCCCCUGGAUGCAGCCAUACAUGCAGGCACUGGAGCUGACCAUGAACUUCACCCUCCAGAACUCCCAGCAGCCAGAAAACUCCGCCCUUACUCCUAACUUCCUCGGACAAGCCCUCCAGGUUUUCCUGACCGGAUUAAACUGGACCGGCGACUCCCUUCACGAACUUACAAGUGGAGCGGUCUUCCGCAGCGCCGACGGGAACUUCAUCGACAAAGUCCUAAAGGAUGCCGUCAGGGAGAUUAUCCGGCUGAAGAUACUGGGGGACUGGCCGAUGGCUUACCAGGUCAUGGAGCAGCUCCUGGGUGCGAACGCCACCUCACUGGUUUUGGAGAAGUUUUUUGAGUUCAGUGAAUGGUGGCACUCUGCUGAAACAUCGGGAAUGGAGUUUGUGUGGGAGGCCAUGGUUAGGCUCUACAGUACAGCCAGAGCUGUCCUGUCCACCCUGAUGGAGCUCGACAUCCCCCUCCCUCCAGACAGCGACAUCUUAAUCGAUCUUGUCGGGAAGAUACUUGACACGCUGAGGCAGAUUGCCGGAACGACCGACUUCUUUGCCCCCUUUGAAGCCUUCAUCGCCCAACUCCAGGAGCAGAUUGGCAUCUCGCCUAUGUCUCACUCCCCCAAGAGGGUCAGACGUAUGGCCGAAAGGCUCCCGAUAGAGGACUACCUUGACCUCUUUGAUAUCGACUACCCUGCCCUACUAAAGGUCCUCUCUGUCCCGCCCACGACAGCAGAGAUCAUGGAAACCGUUCACGUCUUCUUCGCUAAUCCAGACCUUGCCGUCGUGCUGAAGGGCUUGUCCAUGGAGUUCACUCGGGUUGCAAGUCAGGCUGAGACCAUUGACACCACCCUCCGUAUUCUCUCCUCCGUCACUGUGCCUGGGGAGUGGCAGAAGUAUUCAGACGUUUUCACACAGAUUGCCAGAGAAGGCUGCCGUCCGGACGACCUUGGGAAAAUGAAGAAACUUCUGGAAAGCAUGGGUACCCUCAUUGACGUGGCCAUGGUGUUGUCCCGGCAACCUUCCUUGGACAUCGCUCAGUAUGUAGAGCACAUGGUCCAAGAGUUGAGCCCCGUAGUCUCUGGGAUGGUCUACAGCCAGAAGGGUAACCGCAGUGACAUAGCCAUCCAGUUCCUCACCGCUUUUAAUGGCAUACUGAAUAAGAACCUGGAGGAUGCAAAAUACGACAACGUUGCUGUUAUUGUCCAGAGUCUUUUCGCUGCUGUAUCUAAGCCAGAGUCCCAGGAAAGCCUUGCCAGUUGCACGCUGGCGUUGGAUGAGAUCGUCGCUGCCUUUGCCACCUUCCUGCCUCGAGAGGAUGCAAUGUACUUCAACUCCUCAGCUCAGUUGAUUAAAGGCUUUAUCAUGCUCAACCCGAUAGACAUGGAGCUCGGGAAGUCUGCCAGCUUGAUCUCGGGUGCACUGGACCACCUCCUGGCUCCAGCCGGGCAGUCUGUCCAGGAUGUCUCCCAUCAACUGAUUAUCAACGGCGUGCUUGUUACCCAAGCCCUUUGGAACCUCUCCAACUCCGACUACGCCUGGGGAAGCAGCCAGGAGAGAGAGCGGGAGGUUGCGCAGGUGAUUGGAGACCUGGUCUCCCGUCUUCCGGAGGAUCAGAGGAGUUAUGUCGUCCCUCUUCAGGGCCCCCUCCUCACUGGGCUGGCUGGGCUCUCCAGCAGAGCUGAAAUCCCCAAUGCUUUCCUCAACAUCUCUGAACAGGUCACCGUCUCUCUUCUGGCUACGCUGAACAUCACAGAUUCUCCAAAGGAAAACACCAGUGGCCUUGUCCGCGUCCUCUUCUCUGUCUCAGACUUCGUGUCCAGAAGCCUACAGUCAGACUUGUCCCAGGACCCAUCCGCGACCAGUUUGCCUGUCAUGUUCCGGUCUGUGCGCCAAGCAGUAAUCAUCCUGAACCCUGCACUAAAACCUGCGUGCAGACAAUACCUUAAUGUCUCCCUCAACAUCCUCGAGACGUUGGCCAUCACCUUCAACCACACCGGUGUAGACGUAGGUGCUACUACCUCCACGAUAGCUGCCACUGUCCAGUCCCUGCUAGCCAUGGUGCCAUUCCCAGCUGCCCAGACCACUGAUGGUGUCAUCGACAACACAAAGGGACAGAUUGCCCAAGUGGUGUUUGGGGCUGUUCAGAUGAAUAUUGGCCAUCUGCUGACAUUGAAUUCGACAAACUGGGGGAAAAAGCUCCCAGACAUGUUGGUUGACGUCGGUGGCAGAAUUCCUGAUGGGCUCCCCUUUGGUCGUUUGGUAAAGAACCUUUUCAGUCAAUCUCCAGAGACCCUUCACCUCCUGACACGUAUCGGGGACACCAUCUCGGAGAUCCUUGUGACCGACUGGACGUCCAGCCAGUUCACCCCUCGUAUCGACAACCUGUUGAUCCAGGUGUGUGAGCUGGAGGGAACGGGCUCGUUCCAGGGCCUGUACCGGGAGCUGUCGCUCUCUCCGGGGCUCCUGUGUGAAACGGGGAUCCCCGCGGUGCAGGCGGUUCACAUGCUGUCGUCCGCCCUGCUGAAUGGGACCGCCAACCUGGGCGCUUUCUCGGACAUGCUGUUCCAGACCUUCGUGGGAGACCCCACCACGUACAGCGUGGACACCAACUGGACGAACGCCCUCUCCAGUAACCUGGGAUUCAAUGUGUCCGGUCUGAACUUCCUCAACAUCAGUGUCAAUGCUCCCGGCCAGGUGAAAGUGUCUGACCUUCUGAGGAACAGAACAGCAUUUGUGACAGAUGUCCACCAUCUCACCCGCAUUCCCUUAGAGGUGCUCAAGGAUCUUCUGGACAUAGUUCUGCCUGACAGCAACCUCCAGCUCCUGGCCUGGCUAGCUGACAUGCGACACUGCGGUGACCCGUCGAAUCUGGCUCUCAACCACACCGAGGAGCUGCUCUUUCGGUACUUCUGCUCGCUGGAGCCGCGCAAGUGGUACAGCUUCAUGGUGCUGGUGGCUCGCUACGUCAACGUGGAGAAUGUCAUCUACAGGUUGGUGCUGUCCAACGACAUGCAGAGUGUGGUCGGCCUCAUGCUGCAGAUGCUCAAGUUCUUGAUGGACAUGAUGGACAGACUCCUGCCCGCCAUCGACCGGCUGCAGGACUACCUGGUCUCCAUCAAGGGGCUCAAUCUCGUCGCCAACCCGGAGUUCCGAAGCAUGGUGGACGGUCGGAGUGCCCCCAUGUCGAGCAAGGCUACCUUCGCCACUGUUUCCCGGGCGCUGUGUGCCAACGGCAUGCUCUCGCUGUUCGGCAUCUCCAAGCUGCCCAUCGCGGCCGCCUCCGACCCCUCCACGCAGGGGAACCCCGAGAUCGAGGAGCUCAUGGAGAAGUUCAAGAUACCCCGCAACGCCACUCCGUUCUGUAAGAACUUCUACCUGGACAUGGUGAACACCACAGGGGGCGCUGUGGCCUGGGCGUUUCUCAAGCCCAUGCUCCUGGGCAGAGUCCUGUACACCCCGGAUACACCGCUGAUCAGAGACAUCAUCAAGAAGUCCAACACUACCCUGCAGCAGUUUGCCGACCUGCGGGUGUACGCCCAGCAGUGGCUCAAGUCCUCCGGCUAUGUGAUGGACUCGGCAGAACUACUGCAGAAAACCCUCCCAAUGCUACAGAAUUCCUUGGGCAAUCCCUUUGUGCAAAACUUCAUCCAGAUGCAGACGGACAUCGACGUGCCCCUGAUGCAACAGACCCUGAACAGCUUCUCUAACAUGACCACCCUGCUGGACCAGAACAAGCACAUUGUCCAGCAGAUCUCCACCCUCUCCACCCUGAUGAUGAACCUCUCCUCCUGCGUCAACUUCGACCGCUUCCAGGCCAUGGGCUCCGUCGAGGAACUCGACGCGCUGGGCGAGAACCUCACUCGCAGCCGUGACCUCUACGCCGGUAUCAUCUUUGAGCUGCCGAAGGGCCCGUCGAGCUCAGACCGGCGGCGGAGAGAAGCCUCAGGCUCCCUUCUCCCGCCCAAAGUGGAGUACACCAUCCGCAUGAACGUGGAGAACGUGAUGCGCACGGACCGCGCCCGGAACCCCUUCUGGGUGAAGGGCCCCUACAUCUCCGCCAUCAAGACGCAGCGCUACACCCGCGGCUUCGCCUACCUGCAGGAGAGCCUGGACCGCGCCAUCAUGGAGCUGCAGCUGGGCCGCAGGGUGGAGGAGCCCGCCGUGCAGAUGCAGGCCUUCCCUUACCCCUGCUACCUCCGAGACGAGUACCUGAACAGCAUCGCCUUUGCCUUCCCCUUGGUGCUGAUGAUCGCCUGGGUCCUGUUCAUCGCCAACUUUGUCAAGAAGCUGGUCCACGAGAGGGAACUACGGCUGCACGAGUACAUGAAAAUGAUGGGGGUCAACCCCUUCAGCCAUUUCUGCGCCUGGUUCCUGGAGAGCUCGGCCUUCCUGGUGGUGACCAUCAUCAUCCUCACCAUCAUCCUGAAGGCCGGCCGCGUGCUGCCCCACAGCGACGGCUUCCUGCUCUUCCUCUACCUGUGCGACUACGGCCUGUCCAUCCUGGCCAUCAGCUUCCUGGUCAGCACCUUCUUCGACAAGACCAACAUCGCCGGGCUGAGCGGGAGCCUGAUCUACGUCAUCUGCUUCUUCCCCUUCAUCGUGGUCCUCUCCCUGGAGACGUCUCUGUCCUUCACCGCCAAGAGCGCGCUGAGUCUGUUUGCGCCCACUUGCUUCAGCUACGCCAGCCAGUACAUCUCUCGCUACGAGGGUCAGGGAGAAGGGAUCCAGUGGAGUAACUCCUACGUCUCCCCCCUGGCCGGGGACACCUGCUCCUUCGGCUGGCUCUGCUGGUUGCUCCUCAUCGACUCCGUCCUCUACUUCCUGAUCGGCACGUACAUCCGCAUGGUCUUCCCAGGAAACUACGGCAUCGCGGUGCCCUGGUACUUCCCCGUGAUGCCCUCUUUCUGGGCGGACCUCUUCGGGUGCUGCGGCAAAGGGGCGGAGGAAAAGGGGUGGGGCGUGCAGAAGAACCCGGGAGGCUUCCCCAAAGACAUCGACCAAGACCGAGACGAUAGUGGCUUCCCCUCCCAGGUGGAGGAGGAGUUCCUCGGGCUGCCAGUAGGGGUCGCUCUCCAAGGCCUGACCAAGACGUACGGGACCCGGGCCGCGGUCCAGAACCUCACCGUGUCGUUCUACGAGGGCCACGCCACCGCCCUGCUGGGCCACAACGGCGCAGGGAAGACCACCACCAUGUCCCUUCUCACCGGCCUGUUUGGGCCUACCUCCGGGUCCAUCGAGGUCUACGGGAGGGACAUGCAGACCAACAUCAGCGAGAUCCGCAGGGACCUGGGGGUCUGCAUGCAGUACGACGUCCACUUCGACCACCUGACCACCAAGGAGCACCUGCUGCUGUACGGGCAGAUCAAGGCCCCCCACUGGACACAGGCGGAACUGCAGCACGAAGUCCGCAAAAUCCUCCAGGAGACCGGGAUGUACGCCCAUCGGCACAAGCGGGUGGGCACUCUGUCCGGCGGCAUGAAGAGGAAGCUCUCCAUCUCCAUCGCCUUCAUCGGGGGGUCUCGUCUGGUGGUCCUGGACGAGCCCACCACGGGGGUGGACCCCUGCUCCAGACGCAGCAUCUGGGACAUCGUCAUCCAGCACAAGAAAGACCGUACCAUCAUCCUGUCCACCCAUCACCUGGACGAAGCGGAGGUUCUGAGUGACCGCAUCGCCUUCCUGGAGAGGGGGGGGCUGAAAUGCUGCGGCUCCCCGUUCUACCUCAAAGACAGGCUGGCCCAAGGCUACAACCUCACCCUCACCAAGAAGAUCCAGGCUCCUGGGUCACAAAUGCGGUUUGAUGGCGAGGAGGUGAAGGCCUUCAUCCAGGCUCACCUGCCGGGGGCACGUUUGAAGGAGGGGGAUGUGGGAGAUGUGGUUUACUCCCUGCCCCCCUUUGGCUCACACAACGCCGAGGCCUACCACACCCUGCUGACCGGCCUGGACCAGAACCUGGAGGCCCUGCAGCUGGGCUGCUACGGGAUCUCAGACACCACCCUGGAGGAGGUCUUUCUCCAGCUGACGCGGGAGGAGACGGAAGCUGGAGGUCAGCUGACAGGACCCCAGGCUGACUCCGUAGUGGACCUCACCGCCUCUAGGGACAGCCUGCCUGAGGAAGGAAGCGUCACUGGAGACAAAGAAACUCUGACGGGGUCCUCCACCGUCCGUGGCUUGGCGCUGUUUGGCCAGCAGGUGGCGGCCAUGUUGAUAAAGAGGGUACACCACUCGCGGCGGGACUGGAAGGGGCUUCUCUCCCAGGUCCUACUGCCCGUCCUGUUUGUCAUCGCCGCCAUGGGCCUGGGUUCCAUCAAGAACGACCUGCAGUACUUUCCCAAGAUGGCGCUCUCCCCGGCACUCUACCGCACCGGCAAUCAGUUCUCCUUCUUCAGCAAUGCGAAUGCCAACUCCAGCCGCCUGGCCGACAUCAUGAUGUCCUUCCCCGGACUGGACAACACCUGCCUGGAUGGGGGAGGCGAGGCGGUGUGUCCGAGAAAAGCGCAAUCUGACGGCAGGUCGAGUGCAAACGGUCCGUUGGCAUUUAAACCCUGCCAGUGCAGCAAAACUGAACAGGUCUGCCCCAAAAAUGAGUACCAGCCCCCCCACCAGAAGGCCCCGUCCUCCCAGAUUGUCUAUAACCUGACGGGCAUCAACAUCGAGAACUACCUGCUGGCCACAGCCAAUGGCUUCAUCCGGAACAGAUAUGGGGGCUUUGACUUUGGAUUGCCCCUCCCCACCAACCUGAAAAUGGACCUGUUGGAUGUGCCAGACAACAGAACUCUGAGCAAGGUGUGGUAUAACCCAGAGGGACACCACACCAUGCCUGCUUACCUGAACAGCCUCAACAACUUCAUCCUGCGCUCCAACCUCCCGAGUGACAAGGAAGCAGAGCAAUACGCCAUCUCUGUGUCCAGCCAUCCUUACCCUGGCCAGACACAGGAGGAGGACGCCAUGAUCCGGAGUCUGGUUUACAUCCUGGUGGCGCUCUGCAUCCUGACGGGCUACUCCAUCAUGACGGCCAGCUUCGUCAUCUACGAGGUCCAGGAGCACCACAGCGGCUCCAAGGGACUGCAGCACAUCUCUGGCAUCGGGGAGCCCUUCUACUGGUCCGUCAAUUUCCUCUACGACAUGGCUCUGUACAUGAUUCCCGUGACGAUCUCCAUCGCCAUGAUCGCUGCGUUCCAGCAGCCGGCCUUCACCAGCCAGAAGAACCUGGGCGCGGUCGCGCUGCUGCUGGUGCUCUUCGGUUUCUCCACGUUCCCCUGGAUGUACCUGCUGUCGGGGGUCUUCAAAGAUGCCGAGAUGGCGUUCAUCAGUUAUGUCUGCAUCAAUCUGUUCAUCAGCGUCAACACCAUCAUCUCCACCGCCGUGGUCUACUUCCUGUGGCAACUUAACCAACAGGAAGAGAGCAUACACGAGGUGUACAGGAUGCUAAGCUGCGUGUUCCUAGUGUUCCCGCAGUUCAGCUUCGGUAAUGGACUGAUGGAGCUGGCACGGGUGAACAUGCAGGUGCAGAUUCUGAGUGCCUACGGCGUGGACGCCUACAAGGACCCCUUCGCCCUGGACGUCCUGGGCUGGAUGUUCCUGUCCAUGUUCCUGCAGGGGGCGCUGUGCUUCACACUGCGGCUGCUCCUCAACCGCUGGCUGAUCCGCAGACUCAGGAGGCUGGUGUGUCGAAAAGCGGUCCCGAAAGCGGGCGUGGAGACGGAGACGGAGGACGAGGACGUGGUGGAGGAGCGGGAACGUGUGGUCAGCGGGGGGGCCAGCGCUGACCUCCUGCAGGUCAGCCAGCUCAGCAAGGUGUACCAGCACCUGAACCGCAAGGUGCACGCGGUCAAGCAGCUGUCCGUGGGCAUCCCCGCGGGCGAGUGUUUUGGGCUUUUGGGAGUCAACGGCGCUGGGAAAACCACCACCUUCAAGAUGCUGACGGGAGACGUGAGCCCUACUGACGGCGUGGCACAGAUCCGGGACUGGGACGGACGGAUGGUGGACCUCAUCGACUGCAGGAACGAGGGCAUCAACAUCGGGUACUGCCCUCAGGUGGACGCGCUGGACGACCUCCUGACCGGAGAGGAGCACCUGUACUACUACUGCCGCAUCCGGGGCAUCUCCAGGAGGGAGACGGGCCGGGUGGUGAACUACCUGCUGAAGAAGCUUGAGCUGGGCUCACACAGGCACAACACCAGCCUGAGCUACAGCUGUGGGACCCGCAGGAAGCUGUCCACCGCUUUGGCUCUGAUCGGACACCCCCAGAUCCUGCUGCUGGAUGAGCCCAGCUCAGGCAUGGACCCACGGACCAAGCGCCACCUCUGGAGGAUCAUCUCGGAGGAAGUGCGGGGGAAGUGCGCCGUGGUUCUGACCUCACACAGCAUGGAGGAGUGUGAAGCUCUGUGUACAAGGCUGGCCAUCAUGGUGACAGGCCAGUUCAGGUGCCUGGGCUCCCUGCAGCACAUCAAGAACAGGUUUGGCAGCGGGUUCACAGUGAAGAUGUACCUGGCAGUGGCCUCCAGCAAUGCGGACGCCAUCACUGACUUCAUGCAGCUGCACUUCCCCAGUACCUACCUGAAGGACCAGCACUCAGCCAUGGUGGAGUACCACGUGCCGGUAGCCCCCGGCGGGGUGGCUGACAUCUUCCGGCAGCUGGAGUCAAACAAAGCCGCGCUGCAGAUCAAACACUUCUCCGUCAGCCAGACCACACUGGACGAGGUCUUCAUCAACUUUGCCUUGGGGAAGGUUGGCAGGGAAACCAUCGCCACCCAUAACGGCGACUCAGACUUGGACAGUUUGGACUCCAUAGAAGCCGUCAACACUUAGGAGCUAGGAGAGGACGAAGGCUCCAUCUUAUCCACCAUGCACUAUUGCCUGUAUAUUUCUAAUGCAUAUUUCCACAGUUGCUGUGAAAUAAGGGUGCCUUUCUACCGUCCUUCUGGAAAACCUGUCUUUCAUGCGACUCAGUAAUGCCUUAUUUUGAAUGUAACCAGUCUAUACUACGCGCCUUUCAUCAGAUGUAUUUAAUGAUUUUUAUAGUCUUUCAUAGCACAUCGUGCUUGGCCCUGCUGGGGGCUGCUCAUGGGUAACAUUGGUUGUCUCUGUCAUUGCUGUUCUGUAGUACUGUUACACGAUGUCACCACAAGGUCGCAGUUAUGUCAAGGGAAUGCUGGGAUUGCCUUGUUCCCCUCUCCUGUAAUAGUCACCCAUGGGACCAAGCACAGAAUCAAUUGUUUACUAUGAGCGAACAUUAAACAAACACGUACUGUUAUUUUCUACAAAUAGGUUGCCUAUACUAUAAGCACUUUUAAAUAUAGUAUAUUAGGAAAUAUAUGGGUUAUACCAGUAAUCAUGAAGUUCAAAUCAAGUGUUUUAGAACUUUUUCUUUCUUGUUUUACAUGCCAAGAUGAUUUUUUGCAGGUGUUAUUUAUGGGAUGACUUGUGAUACUACAUGUCUUGUGAUAUGUCACUGAUGCCAAUCAAAUUUAUCUGUAACAAAAAAAGGGAUUUGUGAUAAUAUUAAGGAGAAACAUUUCCCUUUACCGUUUUUAACUAUAUUUUUAACUGUUCAAUUAUGUGGCUGAGUAAUCAAUUUCUUUGCAUUCACUGAUAUGCCCUUUUAAGGGUUUAAGGAAUGUAGUUCAUGCCAAAAUCUACUGAAUAUUUAAUUAAAAUUUUAAUAAAGUUUUAAUAGUCUCUGAAA